AUGGAACGUCCCAAGGCACCUACUCCAGCCAAUGAUGGCGACACAUCAAACAUCAUGGUUCCACACGUUACCGCCAAUGCUGCUUCCUCGACGAAAGCCGAGAACCGCAUCGGCAGUGAUGAGAGAGCCAACAAAAAGGCUGACAUGGAAGCAAGAAGGAAGCAUGAGAAACGGUUGGCGUGUCUAUGGCAGUCACCAGUAAAGGGCGAUGUAUAUAUAUACUACUGGAACUCGAACCAGUUCUUAGGGCGCUUUGACGGCGCCGUACUCUCAGGGGGGUCUGAUUAUUGGAGAGACUGGCUCAUGAUCGCGCCAAGGAAUAUAUACGGCAUCGCCGUCGCCAAUCUGGCGGGGCUCGCCAAGGGUAACCGCGAGGAUAUCGUGGACCUAUAUGAAAGCCUAUACUUCAUACACAAUCCUGUAAAAUACAACAUCCCCGAUAUUUGGAAAUUUGUCAAAGACCACUCCCAGAGUCGACCUGGUGGCUCUGUCGGAAGUGCGAGGUGUUUGAUGCCCAUUGCGUCGGCUUAUCGCAUAGCAACUCUCUACAGAAUGCCAGAGCUUAGUAUUACCAGCUUGAGAAAGCUCCGGCAGACAGCCCUGGAGAUACACGCAUACUUGACUGAACUCAGCGCCAUGGAUUUGAAAGAAUGGUUGUCAAAAAGGGGCAGCCAAGGGAAGAACGCCAAUCCGGCGGCUGUACACGAUGCCCUGGCACACCUAUGCCGUGGAUGCGUGAUCGCAGAUAAAUACGCGGAGCGCGCGGCGAUGGGACAUCGGGGGCCUGUGGAGUCCAGGUAUUCUGACGCUUGCAUAAAUGCUCUCCAGGCCGUCCUGCAACUAUUUUUGUUCAUCGAGGACGUUUACACCACGCAUCGCUAUAAGCGUCGUUCACGGAUGUGUCCCUGGGAUCGACUGUAUCAUUUCGCCAAGCAUUCCGAGCGGCUCGGCAGGGAGAUCCUCCGUCUUCGAAACAACUGUGAGGCCAAAAAGAGGAGGCAAGAAAACGAGAGAGUCCGGAAGGCCGCUACAGCAAACGCACAGAGUGAAGGCUCCCCAGACGCUGGCCUACUCCCACACGAUGUUUUUGGUGAGCUUCUCGAGAGUGGAGACAUCUCAAACGAGCGAAAAGGAAAGAGCAAAGAGAAAGCUGGAGAAACGUUCAUGGGGCAUGAUAGACUGUUUUGCCGCGACUGCCGGAAGAUUGACAAGAAGCGUGGUGUUUCCAUCGAGUCCGUGUCAGGCUACCAAGAUCCUGCAAUUGCCACACCUGGAUCCAUGGAUAAUGAUGUGGUGUCUGUGACCGGAACACAGUCUGACGACACUGAUAGCGGGGUUUCUGGUUGUACCGGGAAGGAAGAAAGCCUCGGCCCAUCAAAAUUCUCGGAAUCAACCUUAGAAGUUGAGUCCAAGGCUAACAAGCUGAUGACCACCGGGGAAUAUAACGAGAAGUCUGAUUCCCAUGAUGACGAUGCACGGUCAACAUGCAGCGUCAAUCAGAUACUUGAACAUGAGCAUGCAGUGACGGGCGAAGUUGAAGAGAAGCCCUCGCGGUCUGAUAACCAGACGGCUGACACCAACGAUGUACACACGGAGCAGGAUACCCUCGAGGCAAGUCUUGGGGGCGACCAGUCGAUGUAUCCACCAACGGAAGGCAAACGGGGUCGAAGUCAAUCGAACCCUAUAGAGGAACUGCCUCAGAUGAUCGAUGAGACCACCAGACGGGCUGUGGAUAUGUGGAAAGAGCGUGAAAGGAUCAGCACAUAG
Molecule: messenger RNA, 1767 nt
Organism: Neoarthrinium moseri
Lineage: Eukaryota; Fungi; Ascomycota; Sordariomycetes; Amphisphaeriales; Apiosporaceae
Exons: 4
Coding region: 1-1767 (588 amino acids)
Source: RefSeq, a predicted model, not a curated record